Messenger RNA from Nanorana parkeri, 3312 nucleotides. It is a transcript of the gene MSH3, whose product is annotated as mutS homolog 3. The transcript has 25 exons. The coding region runs from base 32 to 3271 and encodes 1079 amino acids. NCBI's taxonomy places the organism in Eukaryota, Metazoa, Chordata, Amphibia, Anura, Dicroglossidae. The record is from RefSeq and is a predicted model, not a curated record. Gene Ontology annotation, cellular component: nucleus. Gene Ontology annotation, molecular function: ATP-dependent DNA damage sensor activity; mismatched DNA binding; ATP binding. Gene Ontology annotation, biological process: somatic recombination of immunoglobulin gene segments; mitotic recombination; mismatch repair.
CCGUGUGCCGUAUGAUCUUGUAAGCUGCAGGAUGCGGCGACAGAAAGCAGGCCGGUCCACGGCUUCAAGCCUGUCACAGCCCGUCAUCAGUCAUUUCUUCAAACCUCAGGCUGGUGGGGCCCCGCGAUCACCGACAGUCCAACCUGCACAGUUUUCUAGAAUCGUCACAGCAGACGAUGAGGAGCCGAGCAAGAAAAGAAGGAAAAGCCAUCAUGAAGGUGAAGGGAAUGGGGUCUGUAUUUCAGAGCCUUCAGAAAAAAAGAAAUGUGGAAAAUCAGCGAUGUCAGGUGAAACCUUACAUAAGUUACAGCAGUUUUGCAGUGAAUCUGGAACACAGAACACCGAGCAUCCUCAUUUGAAAGUCCCUGAGCUCCUGACUCCUUUUGUUGGUUUUAAAGAUGGACCGGUAAAGCCUGAGAGCAGCAUUCUUGAUGGAGGCCUGCUUUCCAAGAUGGGGACAGAAAAACAGAAGUCAAAUACGUUUCCUUCUCUCAAACUGCAUGAAGCUCAUUCUUCUGAAACGAAAACUCCCAGCCGCAGAACCAAAUCUGUGUACACACCUCUGGAGGAGCAGUACAUGGCCAUUAAAAAGCAGUACCCAGAUGCAAUCCUGUGUGUAGAAUGUGGAUACAAAUACAGGUUUUUUGGCGAGGAUGCAAAGAUUGCAGCACGUGAGCUGAACAUAUACUGUCACCUUGACCACAAUUUUAUGACUGCGAGUAUUCCCACUCACAGACUAUUUGUCCAUGUUAGGCGACUUGUUGCAAAAGGAUAUAAAGUUGGGGUCGUUAAACAAACAGAAACCGCAGCGCUGAAAGCAGCAGGUGAAAACAAGAAUUCUCUGUUUACCAGACGACUUUCUGCCCUCUAUACAAAGUCAACGCUCAUUGGGGAAGAUGUGAGCCCUUUGAUAAACAUUGAUGAUUCACCGGAGGUUGAGACUGUCACAACGGAGUGCCCAAACAGCUACCUCUUAUGUGUCUCUGAAAAUCUGGAAAGAUCCAAACACAAGAAGUCUGACACGUUAAUAUUCGGUCUAGUGGCUGUUCAACCUUCUACAGGAGAAGUGAUAUAUGACAACUUUCCCGACUCGAAGUCAUGCUGCGAACUGGAGACAAGAAUACUUCGCUUACAGCCAGUGGAAAUUCUGGUUCCUUCUGACAUUUCUGAUGGAACUGAAAAGCUGAUCAGCAGCAUUACGACGGCAUGUUUACGAGAUGAUGACCGAAUACGAAUUGAGAGAAUGGAUAGUCUUCAUUUUCAAUACAGUCAAGCGUUUCAGCUCAUCAAUGAAUUCUACAGUUAUGAAAGCCAUUUAUCACCUUGUGCGAGUUCUGAAAGGAUAUCUCGGAUCCUGAGACUGGAUAGAACCGUGAUUUGUUCUUUAGCUGCACUUAUUACAUAUCUUAAAGAAUUUAAUUUGGAAAAGAUACUACAUAACCCAAAUCAGUUUGUGCCAAUGUCCAAUUCAGUGGAGUGCAUGAAUAUCAAUGGGACAACGCUAAGAAAUCUGGAAAUCUUACAAAAUCAAACUGACCAGAAGACAAAGGGUAGCUUGAUCUGGGUGUUGGACCAUACCAAAACUGCAUUUGGUAGACGGAAGCUCAGGCAGUGGGUGGUUCAACCACUGAUGAAUUCAAGUGAAAUCAAUAUGCGGCUUGAUGCUGUGUCAGAAAUUCUCUCUUCAGACAGCAGUGUUUUUAGCCAGAUCCAUAGCCACCUCAUCAAGUUGCCUGAUCUGGAUAGAGGGAUUUGUAGUAUUUAUCACAAAAAGUGUUCCCCUCAGGAGUUUUUCUUAUUAGUCAGCACAUUGUGCCACUUGGAAAGCCAGCUCGAAGCAUUGAUUCCUGCCAUUAAAUCUCACGUUAAAUCCACUUUGCUGAGGAAGAUUUUCACUGAGAUCCCACAAAUCCUUAGUCCAGUACAAAAGUUUGCAGAGGUGUUAAAUGAAGAGGCCGCCAAGAUUGGAAACAAAACUGAACUUUUUAAAGAUCUCACAGAUUUUCCAGUAGUCAGUGAAAGGAAGACGGAGAUCCAAGAAGUGAUUUCACAAAUUCAGGGUCAUCUUACUGAUGUCCGAAAAACAUUGAAAAACCCUUCCAUUUCUUACACUACGGUGUCUGGGCAAGAGUUUUUAAUUGAAGUGAAGAAUUCCUUGGUGUCCAGUGUGCCAUCCAACUGGGUCACUGUAAGCAGUACAAAGGCUGUCAGUCGCUUCCACUCUCCUUUUAUUGUAGAAAAUUACAGACAUCUGAAUCGGCUUCGGGAGCAGUUAGUCCUUGACUGCAAUACUGAAUGGCUACAUUUUCUUGAUAAAUUUGGAGAACAUUAUCAUUCAGUGUCUAAAGCUGUUAAUCACCUAGCAACUGCUGACUGCAUUUUCUCUCUGGCGGAAGUGGCAAAACAAGGCGGUUAUUGCAGGCCAGCUGUUCAUGACCAGGGAUGUGAAAUAGUCAUAAAAAAUGGUCGACAUCCUGUAAUUGACUUGCUUCUAGAAGAACAAAAUCAAUACGUUCCAAACAGUACCAGCCUUUCAGCAAGCACGGAAAGAGUAAUGAUAAUCACUGGACCUAACAUGGGUGGGAAGAGCUCCUACAUUAAACAGGUGGCUCUCAUCACAGUCAUGGCACAGAUGGGCUCCUAUGUCCCGGCAGAAGAAGCCACUAUUGGUGUUGUGGAUGGAAUCUUUACCAGGAUGGGUGCUGCGGAUAAUAUAUAUAAAGGAAGAAGCACGUUCAUGGAGGAGUUGUCAGAAACUUCAGAGAUACUAAAGCACGCUACUCCCCGCUCUCUUGUUAUUUUGGAUGAAUUAGGAAGAGGCACCAGUACCCAUGAUGGCAUUGCCAUUGCAUAUGCCACACUUGAAUAUUUCAUCAGAGAUGUACCAUCAUUAACACUGUUUGUCACCCAUUACCCUCCUCUGUGUGAGCUGGAGAAGUGCUAUCCUACUUGUGUUGGAAACUAUCAUAUGGCAUUCUUCGUUGACGAAGAACAUGGUACUGCAGAUGAGUCUGAAGUUGCAGAUAAUCCAGAGUAUAUUACAUUUUUGUAUCAGACAACCAGAGGAAUCGCUGCUAGGAGUUAUGGAUUGAAUGUAGCUAAACUGGCAGACGUCCCAGAGGAAGUUUUAAAGAAAGCAGCUCGUAAAUCAAAAGAGCUGGAGGGUUUAGUGGAGAUGAAAAGAAAGAAGAUGAAGACUUUUCAAACAGCCUGGAAGAUUCAGAGUUCUCAGGAUUUACAGGAAUUAUUAAAUGCAGAGUGCUUUAACUAAAUAUACCUUGCACCAAGAAGAACAGGCCAACCUCAUGGUGU